AUGGACACCGAUGAUCCAGACCUGCGGGCGCCGCUGCUGCCGCCCGGGGCGGGGCCGGCGCCCGCGCCGGAGGCCGACGGGCUUUAUAUGCCAGAGCAGCUUGAGUACCCAUUCUUGGAUGAGAACCUGCUGCAGGAGCUGCGCAGCAUCCAUGAGCAUGAUGUGGAGGCCGGGGCGGCGGCCCUGCCUGAGGAGCUGCCUCAUGGCGACGACGAGGUGUUCAAGAUGCGCGAGCUGAUCCAGGAGAAGCCUGAGGACGUGCUGCACUACAUUGAGGAGCAGGGGGUCCUCAAGGUCUGCGAGUUCGAGGUCCAGGACUCCCUGGCGUUCAAGGCGUUCCAAUCCGAGGGCAUCCUGACCAUGGGGGCCGACCACUUUGAGGUCGACUGGGAGGCAAUGUGGCUGGAGAGGCUGGCAGACACGGGCAAGGCGGCAGGUGCGGGCUGGACCACGAGUGUGCUGCUGGAGGCUCACGUGGUCAACCUGCGGGAUGCGGCCGCCCAGGGCUCCCGCGGCCUGCUGCAGCCCCUGCUCAAGAGGUACCAGGUGGGAGAGUGA
Molecule: messenger RNA, 558 nt
Organism: Monoraphidium neglectum
Lineage: Eukaryota; Viridiplantae; Chlorophyta; Chlorophyceae; Sphaeropleales; Selenastraceae
Exons: 5
Coding region: 1-558 (185 amino acids)
Source: RefSeq, a predicted model, not a curated record